AUGGUAAACAGUAUGAUGUACAGUCGUCUUGGGAAUGAGAAUCAAUCUUUAUGUAAUUCUUUAUCAUCAUCUUUGACAUCUCCGACAGUAAUCCUCCAUCAUCACCACCACCCAGAUCAUCACGGUCAUCAACAUCAGCAACAACAACAACUAUCACAAAUUGCACGACCACAACAUCUUAAAACUUAUCAACAUAAUUCACAUCGUUUUGAUCAUCAUCAUCAUCAUCACCAUCAACAACGAGAGGAAUUGUGUCAUUCGGAUCCCGUACCAUUUUAUCACGAUAGUCCCAUGUUAUCAUGGAAUCAAACAGAUUCACCGUCACAAUCAUUACCUUCUAAUUCAUUGAUGUUUCUUGCAUCAAAUAAAGAUUUUCCUUUACAAUCCGAGCAAAACGUACUGGAAUCUAAUCCAAGUUUGGAUGUAUCAAGUCAACAUCAUUCAUGUCUAAAUCAUUAUCAUCCUCACCAACAACUAAGUGGAUUAAAUAUUAAAGAUAGAAAGCCAUGUGAUAUAUGUGGUGAUGUAGCUGCCGGUUUUCAUUGUAAUGCAUAUGUCUGUGAAGCAUGCAAGAAAUUUUUUAUUCGUAGUUCAAAAGGAGAGAAUUUCACUAAAUAUACAUGUACCAAGUCGAAUACAUGUGAAAUCAAUAAAGAUACACGUACACAUUGUCAGCGAUGUCGUUAUCAAAAGUGUAUACGAUUAGGCAUGGUAUUACCGGGAGCUGCGGUGUUUCCAGUUACUGAUAUAUCAGAAAUACCAUGCCGUGUUUGUGGCGCCAAAUCAUCUGGAUUCCAUUUUGGUGCAAUAACAUGUGAGGGUUGUAAGGGUUUCUUUCGACGAACAAUUAAUGAACGAGAAAGUCAACGCUACACUUGCAGAAAUGGAGGUAAUUGUGCUGUUACCGGUGCUACAAGAAAUAAUUGUAAAAGUUGUCGAUACCGUAGAUGUUUAGCUGUUGGUAUGUCAAAACAUGGCAGUCGUAUCGGUCGUCAACCUAAUGCCAUUAAACAUCGUUGUGCCGUUGAAAUUGAACAAAUUCGAUCAGCAGUAUCCAAUUCAACUGUAUAUUCUAAACAAUAUUCGAAAUCCAAUUGUCCAGUAAUUUCAAAUUACCAUUCAUCAUAUAAUUUAUUAUCCCCAAUAAAUAAUUCAUUACAUAAACUGAAUGAUUCAUUAAAUCAAGACCAUUAUGAAUAUAAAAUUAAUGAUAAUAAUAAUAAUAGUAAAGAGAGUAUGAUUUCAAACCAGAACUGCUUAAAUCAAUCCACUAUAAAAACUACAGAUUUGACACAUUUAAUUACAGCACCUUAUCAACAGUCGUCAACUAUAGAAUCAAAUAUCAAUGUAAAACUUACAGAACAAGGUAAUGAAUUACAUGAAUUAAGUGAUAAUGAUAAUAAUCUACGAAUACCGUCAAAAGUAGAUUUUACAUCGUUAUAUCAACAUUGUACACCUUCAGUGCAUAUCCAAACAAUUUGUCAUCAAGAUUCAAAUGAAAUACAAUUCUGUGAAAAUAAUUGUUUAUCUAGUCAGGAUGAUGAAUUCAUCGUUAAUCCCACAUCACAACUAUCCUCAACUUCGACUAAUUCUGAAGCAAUGAUUUUAGUUGCAACAGGAACAUCGCCUCAUCUUCCACCACCACAACCACCACCGGCAAUGAAUACUACUAUCAUGGCAACAAAAUCAAUGCCAGAAAGUGUAGAUUGUUUAAAUAAACAAAAAGAAUUUAAUGAAUUAAUAAAUAAUAAUUAUCCGUCAAUUGGUUUAAUAAAUUUGUCUAGAGCAGCACAAUUCUAUAGUCAACAUGAAAAAGAUUUUCCAAUACACCAUUCAAUCAAUAUUGAUAAACAACAAUCGAAUGAUUCAUAUGAAUUAACUGAACAAGAUCAUAAUAAACCAAUAUUUCAUCAUUUAAAUCAUAAUGAUUGUAAUAAAUUUUCUAAUUCAACAAUCAUAACUGAAUAUAAUGAUGUACAGAAUGAAAAUUAUUUAACUAAUAUUUAUGAAGAAGAAUGCCAAGAUCUAUGUUCAUUGCCUACUAUUAAACAAUUGAAUACUUCUCCUAUUGUUGUUAUGAAUAAUAAUACUGACAGUAAUAAUAUUUACAAUAAUGAUAAUACAGUAGUUCAAAAUAAACGAUGUUUAUUUAAAAAUCUACAUUCAUCAUUCACUUCCUCAGGUAGUAGUCAAUAUUAUUAUUCACCGUCAAAAUCUUUUUUAAAUCGAUAUCAUACAUCGGUUUCAGUUAAACCGAAAUUAUGUAAUCAAACAAGUUAUCAAGAAGAUAAUUGUCAAACUUCAAAGUUAUUAUUUCAAUUUAAUGUAGAUAAAUAUCAACAGAUGAAUAAUACUGAUAGUAUUUUAGAAAAUUUCACUACAUCUAGACUACAUAAAGUCAUCAAAGAUGAUUCAAUAAACAAUUAUUCCUGUAAUAAUAAUUCACUUAAACAAGAGGAUGUUAUAGGAAAUGAAAACCAAGCUAUGAUAUCUAAUAUGUCAUCUGAAUGGACAGAUAAUAUAAAUCUACGAAGGAAGGAUUCCAAGCUGUUGCUGAUAGUAUCCGGUCAACGGACAUUGAGUAUCUUGCGUAGACAAUUGCUUAUAGAUAUUUGUACUUAUUUGAUGAUGGUUGUGAUAGCUUUCCGAAUUUCGGCUCCGUACAAUGGAACUAACUGUCUUGACUACGUUGGCACUUGUUCUCCCUCCCAAAUCUUCCUGAAUAGAACGUCGAGCAUGUUUGCAGUUACUUUCAUUCCUGACUUCAGUGCUUCAGCCGGUAUAUUUUCAGGUCCUGCUGCUUUCUCACUCCCAUGGAUUCAAUGGAGCUGGUCAAUUCAAGAGUUAUUCGAACGGAUCCAUAUGCCUAAAAAUUCAAAACUAUAUACAACUUAUAAUAAACCAAUAUUUAAUGAUUCAACAGAAUCAUUAAUAACACCAUCAACGUAUCAAUUAAAUAUAUCACAAGAUAAAACUGAUUUCCCAAUAUAUUCAAACAAAAAAGAUUAUGAAUACACAUAUGAAUUAGGUGAUAAUGAUGAAAGAAAUCGAAUGAAAUAUAGACAAACUAGUGGUAGUAGUAGUAGUUUAUUAGAAUCACCAAUUAUAAUUAUUGAUAAUCAAUUGUCUACUUAUGAAGAUGAUCAAAUUAAUAAUAGAUCAAUUGGUCCUAAUCAAAAGCAAUAUGAUCAACAACAGCAACCUCGAUUAUUAAAUUUAUUAGAGAAAAUUGAUAUAGAUAAAGAAUUCAUGAUGGAACAGUUAAAAUCAACUAAUAUUACUACUUAUUCAAGUUUAAAUAAAUGUAUACAAGAAAUUCCUAGCAUUGAUUCGAUCAAAGCUCAUUAUUCUUAUAAUACUUCAAAUAAUAUGUACGGAAUGGUUUGUAAUAAUGAAUAUGAAUCAACUUAUAGUAAUAAUAAUAAUAUCAAUAAUGAUACAAUAACUAAUACAUCUGUAAAUAAUAAUUUAACAUUUUCAAGAAUGUCAUCAUCACAGUUAAUUCCAAUAGCAAAUGAUAUAUUGAACACAUCAAAUUACCUGGAUUUUUAUAUGACCAACAAAUAUACUGAUGAUAAUUCAGAUGAACACAAUGAAUCAAAUUUACAUUCAAAUCGAAGCAUAUCUGAUUUUCAUAAUUCACCCGUGCAUUUGCAAUCUUCUAACAUUACAAAUGAAUGCAAUGAAACAAUACACCUAUUAAGGUUAAAUAAUCAGUCUACUCGAAACGAUGAGCUUCUUCGGAAUAUUAGAAAUGCUGCAUUUCAGUUACUUCAUUGUCAGUGUAAAUUACCUGAAAAUCUACACUUCUUAGAUGAAACCAAACAAAAUCCAGAAAUUCUAUGGCACAAUUUAAUGAAAUAUUUUGAAAGUCAUAUUUAUGAAAUUAUUCAAUUUGCCCAAUCUAUCCCUAGUUUCCAAGAUCUUUCAGAGUAUGAUAUGAAAAUUUUAAUUCAACAAAGUAUCUAUCCAAUUAUUUUAAUUCAAUUAUCUCAAGAUUUCAGUAAUAAUAAAACAAAGGAAUAUUUUUAUUUGAAUAUUCAAAGUCAAACAAGCUUGAUAAAUCAAUUCUCAGUGUGUAAAAUAUUAUUUGAACAAAUUAAUUUAACAAACAAAUUAUUGAAAUCAUUAAAUUUAAAUGAAACAGAAAUUGGUUUAUUAUGCUGCGUUGAAUUAUUUCACGGAGAUGGAAAAUGUUUGAAUGAACCAAUAAAAGUAUAUGAAACUUAUCAAACAAUUCUUCAAUUAUUAAAAGAAUAUGAAACAAAUCAGUUCAAUUCAGAGAAACGUUUUUAUAAAAUAAUGUCUAUUAAACAUAAUUUAGAUAGAAUGAAUAAAGAACAUCAAGAAAUAUUAAAAAUACUUAAAUAUAAAAAUAAUUAUUUACCAUUUUCUGAUUUAUAUAUUCAAUUAUUUCAAUUAAAUGAAUUACAACAUUUGAAUCGGAGAUCAUUUCCAAUAGUUACAUCAUAA
Molecule: messenger RNA, 4473 nt
Organism: Schistosoma haematobium
Lineage: Eukaryota; Metazoa; Platyhelminthes; Trematoda; Strigeidida; Schistosomatidae
Exons: 12
Coding region: 1-4473 (1490 amino acids)
Biological process (GO): cell differentiation; negative regulation of transcription by RNA polymerase II; positive regulation of transcription by RNA polymerase II
Molecular function (GO): RNA polymerase II cis-regulatory region sequence-specific DNA binding; zinc ion binding; nuclear receptor activity
Source: RefSeq, a predicted model, not a curated record